AUGCUGCUUGCUUUCGGAUCAAAUGGCUCGGGUCAGCUAGGAAUCAGGCAUGAAGACGAUGUCUCCGCACCCCAGACAUGCGCUCUUCCACCCUCAUUUGAAGCAGCGGCUCAUGUCCACAUAGCCGCCGGUGGGAACCACACCCUAGUCCUCGCGCGCUCAAAGCCCUGUUCGCCAGACGCUCUAUCUUCUGUGAUGUAUGCUUCUGGCGACAACAGUGACGGACGAUGCGGGAACAGUUCACGCCGGCUAAACACCUUCCGGCACGCUGACCUCCGCAUCAACAACGGCGCUCCACUUUACGAUGUAAAGCUCUGCUCAGCAACCUGGGAGGCAUCCAUCUUCGUAACCACAGAGGAUGCGGUUUUCAGCUGCGGGACCGGCCUAAAAGGGGAACUCGGACUCGGGAAAGAGGUGACCCAAGCAACUUCACCACAACUCAUCAUCAACUUCCCACCCAAGGACACCCGAAUCGUUGAUCUUGCCUCCAGUAUGGGCCACACGGUAGCUGUCCUGUCGAACGGAGACGUUUACGGUUGGGGCCAGGGCCGCAAAGGUCAGCUUGGGCAUCCGGCUGAGAUUUGCUGGGAGCCCCGGAAGAUCGAUGGAAUUGGAUUCAAAGCCGUUCGUGCAGUUUGUGGCAAAGACUUCGUAUAUGUCGUAGGCACCCCUGAGGAAGGAACCCACACGGUUCUGGGCUCGGACAAGUGGUUUGUGCGAUCAACCGCCCCGGAAAGUAUUGCUGGUUGGAAAAGCAUAAGCGCAAGCUGGGGUGGCAUCUAUCUUCUUCUCGAAUCUGGUAAGCUCAUUGGGUGGGGAAGAAACGAUCACGGCCAACUGCCGCCAGCAAACAUUCCGCUCAUUGAAUACUUCGCUGCUGGAAGUGAGCACGUGCUUGUAAGGACAAAGACUGGCAAGAUCCUGGCUUGGGGUUGGGGUGAGCACGGUAAUUGCGGAGCGCCAACAGCGGCCGGCGGUGAUGAUGUGGCUGAUAGGUGGAAUGAGAUUGAGGUCGAAGGCGUGGUGAUGGGAGUUGCUCAAAGCUCUCUCACUACUUACGAAGCCGUCGUGGGGCUGCAUCUAGACACAUAA
Coniosporium apollinis CBS 100218 is the source of this 1092-nucleotide messenger RNA. RefSeq lists its product as uncharacterized. The record is from RefSeq and is a predicted model, not a curated record. Bases 1 to 1092 code for a protein of 363 amino acids. NCBI's taxonomy places the organism in Eukaryota, Fungi, Ascomycota, Dothideomycetes. The transcript is spliced from 2 exons.